CGGUGGGAUCAGGGCCCGGGGCUGGGAGUGCGGCGAGCGAGCGGACGGGCAGCGGAGGCCUCGCAGCGGCUGCGGCGGCGGCUCAAGGCGCAGGCGUGGUCCGUUGGGUGCGAAUCCGCUGAGUCCACGAGCAGCUUCUCAGCCCUCUCCCCUGCCCGUCGGAACCGGCAACAGGGACCCGCUUAGCCGGCAUCACCAUGACCAAGGCCGGCGGCAAGGGCGGGAACCUCCGCGACAAGCUGGACGGCAAUGAGCUGGACCUGAGCCUCAGCGACCUGAAUGAGGUCCCCGUGAAGGAGCUGGCUGCACUCCCAAAGGCCACUGUAUUGGAUCUGUCCUGCAAUAAACUGAGCACUCUUCCGUCGGAUUUCUGUGGCCUCACACACCUGGUGAAGUUGGACCUCAGCAAGAACAAGCUGCAGCAGCUGCCUGCAGACUUUGGCCGCCUGGUCAACCUUCAGCAUUUGGAUCUCCUCAACAACAGGCUGGUCACCCUGCCUGUCAGCUUUGCUCAGCUCAAGAAUCUGAAGUGGCUGGAUCUGAAAGACAAUCCCCUGGAUCCUGUCCUGGCCAAGGUGGCAGGAGAUUGCUUGGAUGAGAAACAAUGUAAGCAGUGUGCGAAUAAGGUCUUACAGCACAUGAAGGCCGUGCAGGCGGAUCAGGAACGCGAGCGGCAGCGCCGGCUGGAAGUGGAGCGAGAGGCAGAGAAGAAGCGGGAGGCCAAGCAGCAAGCUAAGGAAGCAAAGGAGCGCGAGUUGCGAAAGCGGGAGAAGGCAGAGGAGAAGGAGCGCCGAAGGAAGGAGUACGAUGCCCAGAAAGCUUCCAAGAAGGAGCAGGAGAAGAAGCCCAAGAAGGAAACAAAUCAGGCCCCAAGUAGGUUUGCUUUCUGUUAGCAGCAUGCAGGGGCG
Molecule: messenger RNA, 908 nt
Organism: Alexandromys fortis (reed vole)
Lineage: Eukaryota; Metazoa; Chordata; Mammalia; Rodentia; Cricetidae
Product: leucine-rich repeat-containing protein 59-like
Exons: 1
Coding region: 198-893 (231 amino acids)
Molecular function (GO): protein binding
Source: RefSeq, a predicted model, not a curated record